CAUCCGCGUCGGUGAGAAAAAUCAAUCGCGCGAUUCCCGCCUCCGUCGGUCGUCAAGGCAACGCGUAAACAGCGGGGAGACGCGAGCCGAUUCACUCGUCUGUGCAUUUAGUUCGUUGUGUUGUGACUUUUGUGGUUCUUGGAGAUGGCGGAUGAAGCAGCCCCCGGGGCGCCAGUGGAGAAGAUUGUGCACACGUACCCUCUGAUUCGUCACACGGACAUGAGCGAAGAGAUGCGGAUAGAGGCCCUCGAGCUGUCCGUGACGGCGUGCGAGAAGUACGCCAACAACAAUGAGCUAGCGGCGCGCAUGGUCAAGGAGAACAUGGACAAGAAGUUCGGCCCCGCCUUCCACGUGGUCGUGGGGGAGAGCUACGGGUUCGAGAUCACCUAUGAGUGUACCACCAUCUGCUAUAUCUACUUUGGGGGGAACCAGGCGAUUAUGAUGUGGAAGUGCUCUUAGAAUUUAGCGAUACAAGCAA
Messenger RNA from Cydia amplana, 478 nucleotides. Its product is annotated as dynein axonemal light chain 4. The record is from RefSeq and is a predicted model, not a curated record. NCBI's taxonomy places the organism in Eukaryota, Metazoa, Arthropoda, Insecta, Lepidoptera, Tortricidae. Bases 145 to 459 code for a protein of 104 amino acids. Gene Ontology annotation, cellular component: dynein complex. The transcript has 2 exons. Gene Ontology annotation, biological process: microtubule-based process.